This is a messenger RNA of Pungitius pungitius (ninespine stickleback), 2159 nucleotides long. It is a transcript of the gene tecrl2a, whose product is annotated as trans-2,3-enoyl-CoA reductase-like 2a. Lineage: Eukaryota; Metazoa; Chordata; Actinopteri; Perciformes; Gasterosteidae. The coding region runs from base 226 to 1122 and encodes 298 amino acids. Gene Ontology annotation, molecular function: oxidoreductase activity, acting on the CH-CH group of donors. The transcript has 13 exons. The record is from RefSeq and is a predicted model, not a curated record. Gene Ontology annotation, biological process: very long-chain fatty acid biosynthetic process.
UGGGAGGAAUAAGGGGUCAGUCCAGGCAUUGUCCUUGAUGGUAGAGGAACUACUCGUGCAUGUGUGUGGAUGUAUGUUUGGUUCGCAUGCUGAUGCUUCAGGUCAUUUUUCACCCUGUGCACAGAGGACACAGCACCAAUCCACCGCCAUGAGUCGGACCACCUUUUUUGAGGUGAAGGUCCUGGAUGCCAAGACCAAAGAGCAGCUUUGUUUUUUAGAUAAGGUAUGCUCACAUAUUGCCACAGCUUGUUUUCUCAUCAGGUGGAUCCCCGGUCAACAAUAGGAGACAUCAAGAGCCUCUUUCACAAAGCGUAUCCUCGCUGGUAUCCAGCCAGACAGGCCCUGAUGCUUGAUGCCAAGGACAAAUCACUCAGAGACGAGGCAGUCUUACAGAAUCUACCGGUUGGGACUGCUGCCACGAUGUACUUCUCAGAUCUUGGUCCUCAGUUGGGUUGGACCGUGGUGUUCCUUGCCGAGUGCAUCGGGCCUCUUCUCACCUACCUCCUCUUCUAUUUUCGAGUACCGUACAUUUACUCACACAAAUAUGCCUUUACCUCCAGUCCUCAUCCUGUUGUCAGAGUAGCCUUUGCCUGUCACAGCCUCCACUACAUGAAGAGGUUGAUAGAGACUAUAUUUGUGCAUCGUUUCUCCCAUGGGACCAUGCCUCUCAGGACAAUCGUCAGGAAUUGUGUCUAUUACUGGGGUUUCUCAGCUUGGUUGGCCUUCUGUAUCAACCACCCUCUUUACACGCCUCCAUCAUAUGGAGAACUACAAGUCAACUACGCAUUAGUCAUAUUUGUGAUGUGUGAGCUGGGGAACUUCUCCAUUCACUUGACUCUUAAUAAUCUCAGAGGGGACGGAUCAAGGAGCAGACGGUUUCCUGAGCCAACAAAGAACCCCUUUACAUGGCUAUUUAUCUUUGUAUCCUGUCCAAAUUACACAUAUGAGCUGGGAGCUUGGGUGGGCUUUUCCAUUAUGACCCAGUGUCUGCCAGUGGCAUUUUAUACAUUACUGGGCUUCAUUCAGAUGACCAUUUGGGCCAAAGGGAAGCACAGGGCCUACAGCAGAGAGUUCAAGGACUAUCCCACGCUCCGGAUGGCUAUUAUUCCCCUGAUACUCUGAUAGAGAACACAACAUGAACUAUGGUAGCAUAUACUGUGUGUAUUUUUCAUUAAAACAAAGAGGUUUGCUACUACUGAGGUCAACAUUUUGAAAGAUUUGUAUAUUUAUGAACCAAAAGCAGUGGGAAAAGUGAUAAUAUUAUAGCAAUAUAAUAGUUCUUUUUUUUUAAACAAUGGGUUUCAGUUUCUUCAUGAGAGUUUGAUUAUAAAUUGUGAUUUGAAGUUCAUGACAUUAGGUUGAGCUUCACUGCAGUUUUUUCUUUUUUUUAUAUUUGGCUCCUUCAGGACUUAAAAUGGCACUUGAGCUUUUUAGCACCCUUAUUCAAACACAUGAAUUGUUCUCAUGAAGAAACCUGCUCACCAACUCACAGGUUAUUGCUGUUCAAUGAUCAAUGCUUACAACACUGAUAAACAUUUCAGGUUAAGUGCAAAAGAUAACACAUCCACUAGCUUGUAAUAAAGUGCCUGUCUAAGCAAACUAGCAGAUAAACAUGUAAAAUGUCUCCAUUUAAGAGUGCGACAUUGCUUUUAAGCUGACAAAGCAGACAUCAUUUAAUUAUGCAAAAAUAAGCUUGUCCACUGUGAAUCCAAGACUUUUUUUCAGAGAAAAGGUGAACUGUAAAAGUGGAACAUCUGUCAAUGUAUCGAGGGCUUUUCAAAUAGUCAGUGAGGAUUGCUAUUGUCCACCACUUUCUGUCUAAUCUCAGGUUUUCUGUCCAACAGUGUUUUGUACAAAUGAGAAUGUGAGUAAUCUCAAGCAAUUGUCCUAUAAAACCUGUUACUUUAUUUGACAUGAUGCCCCUCUAAGAAACAUCACAUUGGUACGUUCCUCUAAUGAUACCAGGUGCUGGUGAAUGCAAAGUGAACACAUGUAUAAUAAAGCGCAAAGCCUGAAAAGACAUUGGUGGCAAAAAAAAUAUCACACAAUAUUAGUUAUUCCAUAGCAGCAAGAGGACUUUGUAAAGACCAUUAGUUAUAUUGCACUAGCAGAGUCUUUGUAAGAAUUCUAAUGUUGUCUCAAUAAAGUGCUAAGGCUUU